AUGGUGAUACAGAAACUGCCACAAACUGCUAAUAUUCAACUACUAGAGCAGCAAAAGGAAAAUAUUCAGCCAUUGAGUGGAGGAAGGUCUGCUACUAAAUUAACGAAAGCAUUGUCAUCGAGACCCAAUUCGGCUACAUCAAUAAAUUAUCAAGAGCAUAGAACAAAAUUAGAAAGAGAAAGAGAAGAGUUGGAACAAAAGCUUUUAGAUUCCGAUGAAUUGGAUGAUCCAUUACAGGUUUAUAUUGAAUAUAUCAACUGGGUCCAUUAUAAUUUUCCUCAGGGUGCCAAUGCUGAUAGUGGUUUGGUGAUAUUAUUGGAGAAAUGUACUUCGAAAUUCAGAGACGUGCUGCAUUACAAAAAUGAUCCAAGAUAUUUGAAAAUAUGGCUAGAGUAUACUAACUAUUCGGACUCACCGAGGGAUAUUUAUGUAUACUUGGCUAAAAAAGAGAUUGGAAACCAGCUAGCAUUGUAUUACGAAGAAUUUGCCAGAUACUUGGAAGCACAAAAGAAAUAUACUGAUGCUAAUCAGAUUUAUGAGUUAGGAAUACAAUCAAAUGCAUUUCCCUUGAAACGUUUACAAAAGUCUUAUGAGAAUUUCAAGGAAAGGCUUCAAUUGGAAAUGAGCUCGGUUUCAACAACUUCAGAUCUUGUGCGAGAAGCUUUGAAAGUGAAAAGAGGGUCAAGUGUUGAGCCAGGUGCACACGUUGAUCACGGCCCUAUCGCAAAAAAGCCUAGACUAGAAGUUUUCAAAGAUGAUGACGAUCAAAAUCAAAGUGUGCUACAUUUGAUAUUUGGCGCAAGUUUGAAUGAUGACAUAAAAUUAAACUCAACAAAACAGAGAAUCAAAGAGAAUACUAUAUCAGCAACAGCUUGGAAAGGUCGGGUCUUGAAACAAAAAGUUCCUACUCCUCCAAAUUCUUCAGGUGGGAAAAUACAAGUGUUUCGUGAUUUCGAGCCUCUUGCUUUCCAGGCCAAAAAACUGAUUUGUUACGAUGAGAAGGGAAGAGCGUACACUUUGAUUGAAAAUCCGGGAAAGAAAUCAGAGCGAGUACUUGUAAAUAUGGAUUUAAUAUAUCCCGAUGAGUCUCAAGAGUUUAGCAUGUUAGAAUUACUCGCAAUCUCUAGAAGAUCUGAAAGGCAAAAACAGCAAAAACAGACACUAAUAAACCAUCCCACCGUAGUGGAUGAAGAUACCAGAACAAUUACAUUAGCAUUGAACAACUCCAGCACCAUUAAAUCACGUGAUAUGGACCCAACAAUUACAAUGAACGGUAAUUUAGCACAUAAUGAAUUGCAAGGAAUAUACAACGAGUUGGGAUAUGGCUACAAUUUUGAUGAUGAGGAUGAGAAAGUACAAGAACCGACGGUUACAAAUUAUGAUGGAUAUGUUACAGAGACAAUUAAUCCACCAACGACUAAUGCCAAUCUAAUUCCAACACAAGUCGAUUCGCCUCAAAUCGAUCAAGUGGCAACACCUCCUACUGACCGAGAAGAAGAGUUCGACGAUCGUGUGCUAAGCUCGCCAUUCGUUGAGCAGCCAGUAGCUAAUACUCAACCAGUUGAUCCAUUUGAUAUUGGUUUACAAGAAAGUUUUUUGGAUAAUUUAUCGAUCCCCAUGAGCACAUAUUCAGGUUACUACGAUAAAUCAACUACAAAAGUUGACCGCAUCAGAAAAUUUAGAGAAAUCACUAACAAAAAUCAAACAAUCAACAGAGGAUCACUGCUGGCCAUAAUCGACUAUUGUGGUCAAGAGUUAUAUUGUUUACUACAUGAAUUAGGACAAGGUGGCUAUGGGUUUGUAUAUUUGAUAGAAGCUGGAUCAACUGGAAAACUAAAAGCAUUGAAAAUUGAAACUCCUUCAAGUAGGUGGGAAUUCUAUAUUUUGCAUCAAGUUCAUCGUCGAUUAAUUGGUGAAGCCGGUUAUAAACAAAGAUAUUUCAUUCGUGCAGAAGCAUUAUAUUACUUCCAGGACGAGAGUUUUUUAAUAUUGGAUUAUUGUAGCCAAAGUACAUUGUUGGAUGUUGUUAACAAUUACAAGAAUAAAGGCUCGUCUUUAGAGGAGUGUCUUGUUAUAUUUUUCACUGUGGAGUUGUUAAAAGCUUUAGAAGCAUUGCAUUCUGUUGGUAUUUUACAUGGGGAUUUGAAAGCUGAUAAUUGCAUGGUCCGUUUUGAACCUAUAAACGAAAGUGAUUGGAGUGAGAGAUAUGACAGAAGUGGCAAAUUUGGUUGGUCACAUAAAAGUAUCACCUUGAUUGAUUUUGGUCGGGCAGUGGAUAUGACUUUGUUUUCACUGGGUACAAGGUUUGUUAGCAGUUUUAAAGCUGAUGAACAAGACUGUCCACAAAUGAAUGAAGGGACCCCGUGGUCUUAUGAAGCGGACUAUUAUGGUCUAGCAACUAUCAUUCAUACAUUGCUAUUUGGAAGUUAUAUUAAAAUCAAAAAAGACGGUAGCAAAAUCAAACUACAUGCAAACUUUAAAAGAUAUUGGCAGCAUGAGUUAUGGCAAGACUUGUUUGAGUUGUUGUUGAACCCGUAUUCUUCUGCUGAAGUCAACCAUGCGCCUCGAACAGAAUCAUUGGCAACGAUAAGAGAACACUUUGAAAAUUGGUUAGAAAGCAAUUCAAAAAUGAAGUAUUUAAAGGGGCUCAUAAAAAUGGUAGAAGGAGAACUAAACUCGAUAAAUAGAGCUCGGGUGAAUUGA
Molecule: messenger RNA, 2703 nt
Organism: Candida albicans SC5314
Lineage: Eukaryota; Fungi; Ascomycota; Pichiomycetes; Serinales; Debaryomycetaceae
Gene: BUB1
Product: protein kinase
Exons: 1
Coding region: 1-2703 (900 amino acids)
Biological process (GO): mitotic spindle assembly checkpoint signaling; meiotic sister chromatid cohesion, centromeric; protein phosphorylation
Molecular function (GO): protein kinase activity; ATP binding
Source: RefSeq, a predicted model, not a curated record